AUGGGAAAAUUAGUUUAUUUUUUUCUAAAUACGAUAGUAAUUGUGAGUGAAGUUAUAUGUGGACCUAAAGUGAAAAUAAAUCAAGGACUUCUAGAAGGAAAACAGUCUAUUACCGAAGAUGGAUUUGUGUUCAAUAGUUACCAAGGUAUACCAUACGCAAAACCACCAGUAGGAAGUCUACGUUUUAAGGGCCCUUUGCCACCAGAGAGUUGGAAUGGAACUCGAAUUGCAUCUAAAGUUGGAAACGCAUGUAUAUCUAUCGAAUCAAGUGAUUUAAAAGUUAUAGGUGAUGAAGAUUGUUUAUAUUUAAACGUUUACACGCCAUGCACUUCGGAUGUCUGUGAGCCUAAACUGCCGGUGCUCUUUCACAUACAUGGUGGCGGCUUAAUCGCAGGUUCAGGCGAUACAUUGAGAAAUGCGCCCGAUUGGAUCGUCGAACGAGACAUCGUCGUUGUGACCAUAAACUAUAGAUUGGGUUUAUUUGGAUUUUUGAGUUUGGAUAUCGGAGAAGCACCUGGAAAUGCUGGGCUUAAAGAUCAGGUUGCUGCCUUGCGAUGGGUAAAUGAAAAUAUUGCAUCAUUUGGAGGAGAUCCAAAUAAUGUGACAAUAAGUGGGGUUUCUGCUGGUGCAGUUAGUGUCAAUUAUUUAUAUUUGACAAAUAUUACCAAAGGAUUAUUUCAUAAAGCUAUCCAAAUGAGUGGAAGCGCUCUAAAUCCUUGGGCUUAUCAGGAAGACCCAAAAGAGAAUGCUUAUAAGUUAUGCAGAGUACUAGGUCAUGAACCAGCUGAUGAUAAAGACGUCUACAAUUUUCUUAUAACUAUUCCUGCAAUAGAUUUAAUAUUAGCAACUGGUACACCACCUAUAUCUACAAUAUCCUCCGAUGAAAAUUUGCAGCUCAGAAAUAUGAUAUUUUUACCAACCAAAGAAAAAGUAUUCCCAAAUCAAGAGUCGUUUUUAACAAAAUCUCCACUUGAAGUAUUUAAAUCAGGAGAUUUUCAACAAAUUCCUUUAUAUAUAGGCUAUUGCGAUGGUGAAGGUAUAUUGGGAAUACCAGAUGCAAGAAAUGAUCCCAUAGGAUUUGGAUUGAUGAAUGUAGAUUUUGAAAGAUAUGUUCCAAAAGAGUUGUGUUUAAAAAAGAAUUCGAAUGAAUCUCUUCAAGUUGCCAAUAAGAUAAAGGAGUUUUAUUAUCCAAAUGUAUCGUCAACCGGUGGUAAUUUUAUGAAUUAUAUUGACAUAAAAGGUGACACAUGGUUUAAAAGAGGAGUUAACAAAGCUGUGCAACUACUUAAAACUAAUUCAGAUGCUGAAUUGUACUACUACGUUUUCACCUUUGAUGGUUAUAGUGACUUCAAAAUAAUACUCAACACAACUCAUUUUAAAAAGGCAAUGCACGCCAAUGAUGAAAACUAUAUUUUCUAUUGCAAAAAUUUUCCAAAAGUAGAUGUGGAUUGUAGAUUAGUUCAUCUAAGGGUCAUGAGCAUGGUUGAAAAUUUUAUCAAGUCUGGAAAUCCUACUCCACAGACAUCUGAAUUAAUUCCUGUUAAAUGGUUACCAGUUACAGGCAGUGAAAAUCUAACAUAUAUGAAUAUCAGUAGUAGUUUAAACUUGCAAUUAAAUCCUGAACAUGACCAUAUGCAGUUUUGGGAUAAUUUAGAGAAAACAUAUUUAAAUUGUUAA
Molecule: messenger RNA, 1677 nt
Organism: Ctenocephalides felis (cat flea)
Lineage: Eukaryota; Metazoa; Arthropoda; Insecta; Siphonaptera; Pulicidae
Product: esterase FE4-like
Exons: 6
Coding region: 1-1677 (558 amino acids)
Source: RefSeq, a predicted model, not a curated record